This is a messenger RNA of Populus euphratica (Euphrates poplar), 1344 nucleotides long. RefSeq lists its product as uncharacterized. Bases 294 to 1307 code for a protein of 337 amino acids. Lineage: Eukaryota; Viridiplantae; Streptophyta; Magnoliopsida; Malpighiales; Salicaceae. The transcript is spliced from 2 exons. The record is from RefSeq and is a predicted model, not a curated record.
UUGUAUAGCUAGGAAUCUCCCCCGCUCAUCUCUGUCUCUUUUCCUUUUCUGCCCAUUACACAAUGAUAGCAAUAGAUUCCUAAUCAUCCCCUCCACUCCAUAAGGAAACACACAUAAUUGCACCCAGCGAUGAUCCUAUUCCUUGUAGGAAGAAGCCUGUACUGUGCUGCUCACAAAAAGCUACUGAAAUUCAGUACUUUUAUUCUUUGUUGUCUUAAAUCUUGCAAUAUAAAGUAGUUAAUCCGCAGCAUCUUUUCUUCUAGCCACCAUAUACCAUAUAUCCUUGAAUAUUAAUGUUUAUGGAUCCUCCAUGCAACCUUGCUCCUGCUGUCAGUGGCUUCUACAGCAUGCUUUCAAGAGAACUUGAUGACCUCGAUCAGAGCUUCCUAUCUCACAACUUCAUCUCUGUUCAGUUCCUUUCCAAAGUUCUAUCCUCUCUCCAAUCUUUCCAUUCUCAGCUAACCACUCUGGUUCAGGAACUUCACCUUCCCGUGGGAGAAAAGUGGCUUGACGAGUACAUGGAUGAAAGCUCCAGGCUCUGGGAAGCCUGUCUCGUACUCAAAUCAGGUGUUCUAGCUAUGGAAAACCAUCACUCCUCCGGUGCCAAUAUAGCUUCCUCUCUCGAUGGUUAUCGUCUCCAUUCGAAUGCACAAGUUUCACGUCAGGUUAUUCGUGCAAUCGUAGGUUGUCAAAGGGAAGUUAUAGUGCUAGAAGAGGAGAACAAGAGUUUGAUGGAAACAAAAGUAGAAGCGUUGUCACUGAAGUUCGAAGGAAAAUGUAAUAGUCUAUUAAUGAUUGAGUCGAGCUGGUUCAAUGCAUUCAAUGGAUUUCGAGGUGCUCUACACGCAAUGAGGAAUGUUAACUCGUUGCUUCUAUUGAUCUUGCUUGCUGGGUUAGUGUAUUGUUGGCCACCCUUUUGGCAAGGAGCAGCUGCGUUUCGGGAGGGGGAGCAGAUGACGUUUGGUUCAGCCUUCAUGGAUUCAAUAGCAAGACUGCAGCGAAGAGUGGAAAACGGAAUGGAUCAAAUUGGUGGGCAAUCGGCUUCAUCAGCUGGUAUCAUGCUUUAUGAGUUCAGGCAGGCAAGAAUUGCAAUGGAGGAGCUCAAGGCAGAGCUGGAGAGUGGCGGCGCUGUGGAGUGUGGAUCAGGCAUGGACAUCCAAGACAAGGUUGACAGCUUGAAGAGUUGCUUUGGGUUGCUGAGAUGCGGGGUGGAGACCAUAAUUGGACAGGUUGAUGAUUUCUUUGAUGAAAUAGUUGAAGGGAGAAAGAAGCUCUUGGGCAUGUGCUCUCGUCAGCCGCGCACGUAAGCAAACUACGUAGGUGAAGCAACUUUUAGGUACAAGG